Messenger RNA from Octopus sinensis (East Asian common octopus), 4953 nucleotides. RefSeq names its product RB1-inducible coiled-coil protein 1. Gene Ontology annotation, biological process: autophagosome assembly; positive regulation of protein phosphorylation; autophagy of mitochondrion. Gene Ontology annotation, cellular component: extrinsic component of membrane; Atg1/ULK1 kinase complex; phagophore assembly site membrane. The coding region runs from base 449 to 4636 and encodes 1395 amino acids. Gene Ontology annotation, molecular function: molecular adaptor activity; protein kinase binding. The transcript is spliced from 26 exons. The record is from RefSeq and is a predicted model, not a curated record. NCBI's taxonomy places the organism in Eukaryota, Metazoa, Mollusca, Cephalopoda, Octopoda, Octopodidae.
GAACUCUCCUGUUAUCAGAGUAUAAUUAAAAUGGACGUAGGUGAGGAGACUUUACAAUUCGGUCGGAUCCUACUUCCAAACUACUAGAACAGAUCCCUACAUGGUCCCUAAUGCAGACUGAUAAGGCGCUAGGAACUUUUACCAGGCAUGUAGCAAGAGAGAGGUCUGUAAGAAGGUUCAUGCAGUGUACUUGCGGCCCAAGACUGUUGACGUUGUAUACAGUAGUAGCCUCUCUACUGUCGUUUGGGCUGAGUCUUGUCAGGCAGGAAAGCACCUUGCUGUCCUCUCACAGCCUGUCUUCAUCGCUGACCAGUGCCCACUGUUCAGCAGCUUUCAUAUUUGCCGUGCAUCACCUCAUUUGCAGCUGUCAUUCUCCUUUGUCACGUUGGACGUGUUCACUACGUUGUCCUCGUGUGGUCAGCAGCCUCCUUUCUAGUUGACUGCCACCAUGUUGUAUGUGUUUCUUGUUGAGUUAGGCCAGAUGCUAACCAUUGAUACUUGCUACACCACUGAGACGGUCUCUGUCCUCAAGUCUCAUGUUGCCAGGUUAUGUAGAAUCGCUCCAGACAAACAGGUGAUGUUGGUCAGUGGUGGAGUUAGUUUGGACAAUAGCUGUCGUGUUGGGCACUACUGUGCUGGAACUGACACUAACCCAAUCUUUGUAUUCAGUAAAGUAACCAUUGAAGCUAACAUACCACCAUCUCCCUGUAUCAACUAUGGCACAGACAAAGUCCUCACAGAUGCCAUCAGUGAAGUUGUACUUCUACCUGCCACUCAUGAGACAGUUUCAGAUGCUUACAAACUGGCUAAGGAAACAGUUGAAUGUGAUAAGAGUCGUAUGGAAGCCAGUGAACGUCUGAUACAUGACCAGCACUUGCAGCAGCAAGGAUGGGCAGCAGCUAUAGCCAAUCUUGAUGAUCAUCUGGCGUCUUUCAAUAGAAGAGCAGAAAAAUUCCAAAGUACCUGUAAUAUAUUUCUAAAGACACAAGAAGAAUCCCUUGAAAUGUUAUCAAAUGUUCCAGGGAUUUUAAGACUUCUUGGCCGUAUUCCACUGUUAAACAGUCUUCAGACGUUAGUGUCCAGUCCUCUCUCACAAACUAAUCCUGUUGAACCUGCUAUGCUUGAAGAUGUUAGUGAUGGUGGUGGUCAUUGUUCACCUUCAUUGCUAGACUGGAUAUAUCAACAGGACCCUCGCAGCAGUUUAGAAGAUAUGGUCGAGCAAUGUAGAGUGAUUUCUGAACAGAUAAGUCAGAAGAAUGUAGAGAAGUUAAUGCAGGAGAUUGAUGAUAUGCUCAAAUUUAUUGACCGUCCUGACAUGAAGGAGGUGAAAGGUCUGGAGAAUCGCCUCUACCAGUUGGACCACUUGAUAACCAACACUCGUACCAUAAUGGAUAAACAGACCAAGUUCUAUCAGAAAUUUUCCAGCCAGUUAGAAACGACUAGCAGAAUGGAUUGUGAGUGCCUGUCGGAGUACUGGAAGAACCACAAAAAGGAUCUGAUGGAUCUCUCCGAGGGACACAAUCAAAUUAAAAUAUUCAGGAAGAGAUGCUGCAAGGCCAAAGAAGAACUCAGUAAGAACCUCCAUGUUCGCCUUCAAUGGGUCAUGUAUGUGGAGCAGCUGAUUAUGGAGAAGGAGAGGAAGAUAAAGAUUGAGUCUGAGAAGAUCAAAAGACAACGCAAACAUCUGAAGAUUUUACAGCAAGUGCACGAUUCAGCCAAGAUGUACAUUAAUGCUUUGGUGGAGAUAAUACGUCGCAAGAACUAUUCCACACAAUUCCUAACUUGGGCCAGAAAUGUUGCCGCUACAUCACAUUCUCUGUAUAUAGGUGAACUUCAAGACAGACAGAAUUUCUCAGAAACAUUUAAUAAACAUUUCAUUCAGUCCCUGUUCCAUGGCUUACAUGAUGAACCAUCAAAGUUUGCUACAACCCCUCCACGUACUUUCGAUCACAACAUCCCAGAGAUUACAAGUGAUGACAUUGAAAAGCUGAAAACGGCUGUUCCAGAAUUAGCCAGUUCACUCGUAAUGCCUCCAAAGAAAAAUCUUUAUAAUCAACUUUGUGUGAAUGUCAGUAAGCAAGUGUUUCAAGAUCUUCGUAACAUUUCUCCGGAGUUGGUUGAAGAUAGGUUAUCCUUAAAACUGACCAACAAAGAAGAGCAGAAGGAAGAAGCCAGUCAGUCAGCAUCUGCCACUGAUACUGCUACUGCUACAUCUCAGAACAUCUGUCCAUUUACUAUUGUCAACUCACCACAUACUCAGAGUAGUGACAGUUAUUGCCAAACCCUCCCCGUUGUUGAUUUUGGCACGCAUUCAUCUGAUGCAGCAGCUGUUGCCAUUGAUGAAGAUUUUUGCAUAGAUAAAGAGGAUUUAAUGAUAAAAUCUGGAUCUCCUGCUAAACAGGUUGGUGAUACACAAGCAGGAGCCAGUGACAGCUACCGUCUCUCCUGUGACACCGAUGCAGUCAGUCAGAGCGUUGAACAGAGCAGUGAGAGUGUUUCAAGUCGAAGACAUCACUGGAAAGGUCAUCUGGCAUCAGACACCUCUCCUGAAGUGGAAACUUCACAGGAAUUCACAACAGCUGAUUUUUACUUUGAUGAAUCUAUGCCGUCGUCUAUUGAAGCUCCGUUACAUAAGGGGAUACCAAAGGAAGACCUACAGAAGAUGCUGCAGGAGAAGUGUGAACUGUCGGAGAAACUCUCUCGAGAACUGCAAGCCUGUCGUGCCAGCUUUGGUGUCACGUUAGACAAACUGAAGGCUCUUAAAAACACCACGGAACGCAGCCUGCCAGAGUUCCGGGAACAACUGUGUGAACUACAUGAACUGAUGCGACAAAAUCAAAUUGAUUUUAUAAGAAAUGCAAGUCAUGUUGAGGAAAACCUCAUGGAUGCUAUCCGUAUGUUCAAUGAGAAUAAAGAUAAAGAGCGUGCUGAUAAUUUCUUGGCUUUCCAGAAAGAACACGAAAUUGCACUUCAGAUGAUGACUGAAAAAUUGGGUAAGGCCAAUGAACAGAUUAAGGAGAUGGAACAAGAAAACAGUAGUCUUGAAGAGGAGCUGAGGCAGAAUAAAAACCAGUGUGAGUUGCUUAGUCAAAAGAUAAGUUUCUUGGAAGAUGAGAAAGAGAAGAGUUUAAAGCAGUUAAGUGAUAAGUGUGAGGAGAUGGAGGUGAGGCUUGGUAAACAACAUAGUGAGCAUCAGGAUCUCCUUGCACAGAAAAAUGAGGAAAUGUCUGAGAAAAUGCAAGCUGUAGAGGAAGCAAAGCAGCUGCUGAUUAAAGAACACACCGCUUCCUUAGAAUCCCUGAAAUUGGAUUAUGCAAACUUAGAUGAGAAAUAUAAGUCGAUGCAGUCCGAGUUAAAUGAGGAGAAAGAGCAGGCAUUACAUUCACUACAUAGUGAACUGUCCAUCACUCAUAAUGCUGCCAUGUCUGAGCUGAACCAAAAUCUCACUUCCAAACUGACUGAGUGUGAGGCCAACUUAAAACAGACUCAAGCUGAGCUGCUAGAAUACAGGCAGCUUGCUGCUCGGCCAAAACAGUGUGUUGGUCAGUGUCAGACUUCCGAAUCUGUGAUAAGUGUAGCUGAUUUUGAGCAAAAACUCAGGGAAUCCACUAGUGACUAUGAUACCAAACUUGAAGCUGAGAAAACGGCAAGGCAAGAAGAAUCUUUAAAGCACCAGCAAGAGUUAAAGCAACUUCGAGCCAGUUUGGGGGCAGAAUACGAAGAGAAGCUCAAUGUUCAGAGGAAGUCUUUAAUAGCAGAGAAACAGGUUGUCUUCAACCAAGCCCUAUCCAAACUCACUACCGAGAAGGACCAGACAAACAAGGAACUCCAACAACAGAUUGAAGAAUUGACUGCAACUAUAAAUGAUCUCAAACAGAAGGAGGAAGUGUCCAUACAAAACAAUGAGGAAAUCGUUAAAGAACUCACAGAAAAAUUAGAGGAGAAGGCAAGCAAUGAAGACAGACUGGAAAAUGAACUAAAAUCAGCCAUUGCUAAGGUGGCUGCUACAGAGAGCAGUAAUAGGAGGGUUUCAUCUGAAGAGAAUGCUGAUGAAGGAUAUGAAGAAGAAUCUGUUGAUAAACUGAAAGCUUUGAAGAAGACAAUCCGAAAUAAAGAUGAAAGAAUAGAAAAACUGCAGUCAAAAGUGAUGGAGUUAUCCAUGAGUGCCAGUGUUUUUGACCAAGAUAAAGUUUCCAUCACAAGUUUCCAGUCUGGAGACCUGGUGCUGCUCUGUCUGGAUGAGGAACAUGGACAUUAUGUAGUAUUUACAGUAGGGAACACUUUACAUUUCCUACACACAGACUGUCUUGACAACCUGGGGUUGCGAUCACGUAUGAGUACACCCCGUGAACCCUGGGUGUUGGGAAUUAUUACAGAUAAGGAAUACUGCAUUGCUAAAAAAUACCAGAAUCGGUAUCGUGUACCAAUGGGCACCAAAUUUUACCGUGUACGAGCUAAACCCUGGCCAAAGGACCCACGGCUGACCAGAGAAAAUAGUGGACAAGUUCCGUCAGUACUUGGCUCUGUGGUCAGCAGUCCUCCCGCUUCAUUAAGCUCCACAACCACCACCACUACCACCACUACCACCACCACUGCCCCACCCACAUUUGAUAACAGUGGCAGCACAGCCUCCUGAAAGAAACUGCUUCGUCUUUUCCUUGCUGAGGAUGAGACUAAUCCUUUCCAAGAGAUUCCAUGAAAACAAUGCAGCAGGUUCCUCAUGCUAGGGGUACCUUUUUAUUUUGUGGUUGCUCUACCACUGCCUCUUCUUGUCUUUCUCUCUGUCUAUCUUUCUUUCUCUCACACACACACACACACACCUGCUGCAAUGUAGUGUUGCCUGUUAUCCGCUGGUCAGUGACUUGUGCAGUGGUUAUUUUAAUUGUUGUACAGAUUUACAUAUAGUUAUUCUUAAGCUGAAAAUAAUAAUAAAAUCAAUACAAUACACUUUGA